GACAGCCUCUCCCAGUGACGUUUCGGGGUCCUCGCAAAUCCACAACAGUCAUGGCGGCUCCCAUGAGCAGGUGGCUAGGCUGCGUAGCUGGCAUAGGUGGAAGAUUUUACAGUCAUCUGCAGAGGACACAAAAAUAUUCCACAGUGACACAGACACUUUAUCCGUUUGCUGCAAAGAAGAAACUUCAGCUGGCACCCAAAAUUUUUCAAAAUCCAGUCCGAUGCAUGUUCAUCCAAACACAAGAAACUCCAAACCCAAACAGUGUCAAAUUUAUCCCUGGUAGAGCUGUGCUAGAUGGGGGAACCAUGGACUUCCCAAACCGUGCUGCUGCAUUUUGUUCACCUUUGGCCAGACACCUUUUCAGAAUAGAGGGAGUAAAAGGUGUUUUCUUUGGGCCAGAUUUCGUCACGAUCACAAAGGAGAGUGAAGAAAUAGACUGGAAUUUGAUUAAACCCGAUAUUUACGCAACCCUUAUGGAUUUCUUCUCGUCUGGCUUGCCCGUAGUAACAGAGGAUGCUCCCCGCAGUGACUCAGCUGUUACAGAAGAUGAUGACGAAGUGGUGGCAAUGAUUAAAGAACUUCUAGAUACCAGAAUCCGGCCCACAGUCCAGGAGGACGGCGGAGAUGUUUUGUACCGAGGGUUUCAGGAUGGCAUCGUUCAGCUGAAGCUGCAGGGAUCCUGCACGAGCUGCCCCAGUUCUAUUAUCACUCUGAAAAGCGGCAUCCAGAACAUGCUGCAAUUCUACAUCCCAGAAGUAGAAGGAGUAGAACAGGUAACUGAUGAUGAUGAAGAGGAAACUGGGAAUGAAAUCAACUCUCCCUGACAUUACCGGGCUUAAAUCUAGGUGUUGCACACAAUAUGUCUGUCAAAAGACCUUAACUGCAGUGUCGGUGUCAAUGCAAGGGACGAAUCUGCAUCCUUAAAAA
Pelobates fuscus (common spadefoot toad) is the source of this 927-nucleotide messenger RNA. It is a transcript of the gene NFU1, whose product is annotated as NFU1 iron-sulfur cluster scaffold. NCBI's taxonomy places the organism in Eukaryota, Metazoa, Chordata, Amphibia, Anura, Pelobatidae. Gene Ontology annotation, cellular component: mitochondrion. The transcript has 8 exons. The record is from RefSeq and is a predicted model, not a curated record. Gene Ontology annotation, biological process: iron-sulfur cluster assembly. Gene Ontology annotation, molecular function: iron ion binding; 4 iron, 4 sulfur cluster binding. The coding region runs from base 51 to 824 and encodes 257 amino acids.